CCCCUCCAUUAUUCCACAAAACCAAUAUUUUUGCUUAAUUUUCUACGCUCUCCUCCUUUUCCCUUUGCUCAAUUGCACUGAUUCAUCGUCACCUUCUUCUUCACUACCCUCUCGUUUCCUUACCUUCUUCCCUUCAUUUUUCUUGUCGAAUCUCAUUGAGAAUGUUUAAUUCUGUUUGGGUUUCGUAAGAACCAUUUCUUAUGUGGUGAAAAUGAUGCUGUACAAGUGUUCUGGAGUUUUUGCAAACAUUUUUUUCGAUAAAAUUCCUGAAUAGUUAAUGGACUCAGCUCUUCCUCUUGUCACGGUACUUCGGAAUGAGACUGUUCAUUCCAUUGAUUUUUUGGUUGAAGAAGGCAGUUACUUGCCCGAUUCCUAGCCUGGGGCCAGGCGGACGGCAGCUGGUUAAUUUGUCUAAAAUCGUCAACAUUUGUCGCCGUCGCCACUCGCCAAUCACAAGCUGGUUGAUUAAGGUUCUGAUCAACCAGAACUUAACGGGGAUGGCACUAGAACCUGGAAACUUCUUCGAACAUGUGCAGAUUUUGUUCAAAUUUCGGAUAAAUGAAAAAGGAAAACUUUUACUCAUUGCUGAAGGAAUUAAGGAAAAGAAUAUUGACAUAAUUCUCCGCCUCAGGGUGCGCAACCAGUGUAGUGAUGUUGCAGUGAUCCCUGAGGCCAUAGUUAAUUCAAGCAAGAGGUCAUCUCUGAGUGCAAACUGUAAGGUGGAAAAUGGUUUGCAACAGGAUAACGAUACAGAUGCUUUUAUUCAGAGCAAAGCAGCGGCGUCACCAGAGAGCCUAUUCGUGUUUGUCAAAAACGUUCCUGGGCGUGCUGAAGCGCAAAGCAUAGCAAAUGGCAUCAGGAAGGCAACCACCACUUAUGCACCGUUGGACAGAUCCAAACAUGAUACAUUUGAGACCAAAAUGUCAAAUUCAAGUCAAAUGGAACCCUCGAGAGAGAGGGAAAUGGCAAUCCAGAUUUUCAUCACCCCCGCCGCUGCCGCUGCCGCUGCCGCCACCACCACCAACACUACCACUAUCACUACCAGCGGCAGCUUACAGAGCAUGGGGAACAUGAACAUGAACAACCGUCUCACUCUUCCCACGUUCCAAACAAGGACACCACCGACCACGUCUUUCUAAUUGUGCGUGCUAUUCUGGUCAGUUUUGUUUAUAUCCUGCUACUAGGACUUAGACUUACUCAUUAAUGGUGUGCUGUGUACUGUAAUACAGUGUUUCCACAUCCCCUGCUGGGACUCUUGUAUUGUAAACUAGUAUUGUAUUGUAUGUGUGUAUUGUAUAAAACUCUACAAUAAUGAUUUAAAGCUAAAUUCCAUCUCCCCACUUGCCUUCUUUACUGGCAUGAACUUGACAAUAUUAACCAGGAAAGUUGGAGUUUUUACUUA
Messenger RNA from Olea europaea var. sylvestris, 1402 nucleotides. RefSeq lists its product as uncharacterized. The coding region runs from base 315 to 1139 and encodes 274 amino acids. The transcript has 5 exons. NCBI's taxonomy places the organism in Eukaryota, Viridiplantae, Streptophyta, Magnoliopsida, Lamiales, Oleaceae. The record is from RefSeq and is a predicted model, not a curated record.